Molecule: messenger RNA, 1194 nt
Organism: Laccaria bicolor S238N-H82
Lineage: Eukaryota; Fungi; Basidiomycota; Agaricomycetes; Agaricales; Hydnangiaceae
Exons: 4
Coding region: 13-1080 (355 amino acids)
Biological process (GO): protein phosphorylation; regulation of mRNA processing; spliceosomal complex assembly
Molecular function (GO): ATP binding; protein kinase activity
Source: RefSeq, a predicted model, not a curated record
ACAACCAUCGCAAUGUCUCUUUUCCUUGAAGAGCAACUCGACUCUCCCUUGGGCUACUUCCUCGCCCAACCAGGCCAAACGCUCAAAGACGGCACAUGGACAAUAGCUCGCAAGCUCGGGUGGGGUCCGCGAUCAUCCACCUGGCUCGUCAUCAGCGAGGACGAUCAACAUCGCGCCCUGAAAAUCUUGACCGCGACUGCGACCGCCGACCCGACUGCCAAAAACGAGCGUCACUUCAUCCACAAGGCCAUGGAAGCCAUUACAAGUGGUGUUCCCGAGCUGCUUGACACGUUCGAGGAAAAGGAUGAGCGGGGGAGAAGUCACUUCUGUCUGUUGUUCAGGCUUCUUGGAUCGUCUGUUGAGGACCUGAGGCGAGGGAACAUGUAUCAUGGGCAGAAUCUACCUGUUCAUAUCGUCCAGAAGGUUAUUGGCGAUAUUGCGGAAUGUCUGGACGAACUUGCUACUCAGAACAUCAUUCAUGGCGCUGUAACAUCCGACAACUUCCUAUUCUGGUCCGUCCAACGGGGCGUCGACGUCCGAGAAGCCUUUGCAAAUGUACCCGCUGACAAGCCUGUCACGGUCCAAGGAAGAGAUGGAAUUUCGUAUCCUACUGUCAAGUCUCAGCCGAGUCCGAACCACUAUACAUGGGAAUCUCAAGCGGACGAUAUUGCCUAUGCGACAUUCUAUCUUGCCAAUUUCGCGCACGCUCGCCAGACAACCGCCACAACCCUCGACACACCUAAAAACGUUCAACCACCCGAAGCCCUCACAGGGGGUAAAAUCGAUUUUAAAUCGGAUGUCUGGGCGCUCGGGUGUGCGACAUACCUCCUCCUCACUGGAAAGCCCCUAUUUGACGCAUCGUAUGUCGCAUCGCCUGUCAAAGUCGCACAAGAAACGCUUGGCAAGCUCGAAAGUCUCCUUGCUGAAAGUGCGAACAUCGCAGAGAAAGAUCUCGCCUCGACUGCAAAGUUCCUCAGGAUGUGCCUUACUGUCGAAAUUGAGAAUAGGGCGACGCCACUUGAGCUGCUGGAAGGUGGUUGGGUUACGGGCGGGUGCGCUUGUGGGUGGUGCGGUUACUGACAUAGCACUAGAUAGUUUACGCGCCGUCUGUGGUAGCGAGAUAACUGGCUCCCCCGUUCAGUGCAGUACACCAAUAAGCACUGAAAAUGUUGAUGAUUGCCCAUUGGAUACGUA